Pelodiscus sinensis (Chinese soft-shelled turtle) is the source of this 2005-nucleotide messenger RNA. Lineage: Eukaryota; Metazoa; Chordata; Testudines; Trionychidae. The record is from RefSeq and is a predicted model, not a curated record.
GGGCUAAGUGUAAUGGCUUGUGCCACAGAAGGGGUCAGGCUGCAUGGCUAACAUUCCCAUGGAUAUUGUGAAUCUAUGAAAUUUAGGGUCUCAUCCUGCAAACACUCACCACACGUGCUUAAUAAUAAACAUUUGACUGGCAUUAACUUCACUUCAUCUCUGUUGUGGGGAGGGGCUAUAAAGUCUCUGUUGGUUUAGUCUUUAUGAGAUGGCCUGAGUCUGUGCUACAAAUAUAUGGAGGAAAAUAAGAUAUUUUAGCUUCAGGAACUUAAGUUUAGACACCAGUAUCCAUGUUCAGGCAGCAUAACUAGAGUCUUCUUUCUUGAAAACACUAGCCACUCAGAUCUGAAUCCCAGUGUUCCAGGCGCAGUAAUGUAACUCAAGCCAGGUACUGAGAGAAAUGAAUGUGGAUUUGGGAACUAACUUGUAUGUGGUGUUUAUGGAAUAGCUUGAUUCAGCAUUUGCCCACAAUGGCAGAGUCUAGCAUGUAUAUCAACAGGGUCAGACUCUGGGCAGAAUGGGGGUGUGCAAAGGGUUAAAGCCCCUUCUGACAUGUCUCCAAUUGCCCUUCUCCCUCUGCCAGGCUGCAGAACAUCCAUGUCUGUCUCCAGCUCAGACCUUAGCCUGCAGAGCCAGGGAGAGGAAAUGACCAUGGUGGAGCCGCUGACCUUUGAGGAGGUGGCUGUGUAUUUCUCUGAGGAGGAAUGGGCUUUUCUGGACCCAGGCCAGAGAGCCCUCUACAGGGAUGUGAUGCAGGAGAAUUAUGAGGCUGGGAGAUGGCUGGGAUUUCCAGUCUCCACACCUCAUAUGAUCUCCUGGGUGGAGCAAGGGGAUGCAUUGUGGAUCCCAGCUCUCCAGGGUUGUGAGAAUGGGAAGAUCAUGACUGACACCCACACAGGUGAUGGGACGUUGAGUGAGAACCACAAGAAGAGUUUUCUGCAGGAAGGACUGGAGCAAAUGGUUCCACGUGGAAUGUUAUUGGGAAGAUCUGAAGGGCAUGUUUCUCAGAGUCCUGAGCAAGGAAAGGCCUGUAAGAGUCAGCGUAGCCCACAAAGACGGCAGGGAAACCAUCCAGGAGAGGGUCAGGGUAAAUCCAGUCACAGAAGCAGGUUGAACAAAAACAAAGAAACUGUGCAACAGAAAAUCCCCCAUCAACAGUCACCCUGCGCUUGCAGUCACUGUGCAACUCUUAUUAAACGUGGAAGAGCCCACACAGGGGAGAAACCCUUUAGCUGCUCUGACUGCGGGAAAACCUUCAGUGAGAGUUCAGGCCUUGUUGCACAUAGGAGAACCCACACAGGGGAGAAACCUUUUAGCUGCUCUGACUGUGGGAAGAGCUUCAGUCAGAAGUCACACCUUGUUAGACAUGGGAGAACCCACACAGGGGAGAAACCCUUCACCUGCUCUGACUGUGGUAAAAGCUUCAGUCAGAGGUCACAGCUUCCUAGACAUAGGAGAACCCACACAGGGGAGAAACCUUAUACUAGUGGUGGGCAAAAGUCUCUCAAAGGGCAGAAUCCAGCCCGUCUAGGGUUUUGAUCUUGCCUAUAAGGGAGUACUAGGCCCCACCCUCUAGCAGACAUGAUGCAAGGGAAGGAGCUCAAUCCUGCUCCUCUUCCCACUGUGCAGCCAUUGGAGAAGAGGCAGUGCUGGGGCUGCAGCUUCACCACAUGACCUGGGGCUGGUCCCGGAGGCUGGAGGCACUGCUGCUACUGCACCUCUGGCCUCCAAGGCCGGCUCAUGGCCACAGAGUCUUCUGUUUCUGGGGUCAUGUAGCUAUUGCAGGGGUGCCUCUGGGGCUGGUUCUGGGCUGCAUGGAUGUGGCAGAGGCAACUCUGGCAUGGACCAUGUGGCUGCAGCAGCGAUGCCUCUGGCUUCCAGAGCUGACCCACCACUGCACGACUGUGGCAGUGUUUAUGAGGGUUAGCCAGCAGCCUGGGGAUUAAGGAGUUAACUACACCUAGCCAGGUGGAGUGACCAGUAGGAAUGUAGGUAGGACUUUCAA